Prorocentrum cordatum is the source of this 1047-nucleotide messenger RNA. NCBI's taxonomy places the organism in Eukaryota, Dinophyceae, Prorocentrales, Prorocentraceae. The record is from the annotation of a GenBank genome assembly.
AUGGCCCGCGCCACGCCGCCCGUCGCGACCGCCCGUGCCGCCCGGGCGCCGAGGCUCGCGCUGCUGCCGGCGCUGGCAGCGCUGCGGCUGACGGCCGCGGGCGCGGGGCCCGUGCCCGGCGAGAGGGGGCGCUGCUCGGCGGCGCUGGGCUUCAGCGGCGCCGCGCACCACGGGAGGACGUGCUGCGAGGGCAACCAUACCCGCGAGGCGCUCGUGCGCUACGCGCCGUUCUCCCACAGCGCCUCCGGCAGGUGCGGCCGGAUGACCCGGCUCGCGAUGUGCUCCCCGUGCGACGGGGAUGUGGGCACCGGUCUCAAGUCGCAGUCGGAUCGGGUCGUCCUCUGCCCCGACUUCUGCGCGCGCUGGUUCGACGCCUGCCGGGAGAGCUUCUACGAGGCUGGAAGGGCGGCGUCCGCGCUGUCGCCCUGUGGCCAGGACAGCCUGGUCUGCAGCCGGCUGGGCGAGAUCACGGAGGACCCCCGUGGGUUCUGCGAGAGCAUCGGCCCGUACGUGGUGGCGGACGGCGGGGAGCCAGACGCGUGCUACGACGGUGUGCCGGCCGCCAGCUCUCGCGGCAGGGGGCCGAAGGCCUGAGCGAGGGACCCCUUGCCACCGCGCAGGUGCCGAGCGGCGCCCCGCGGGAGGGCCAGCCGCAGCGGGGCCGGGGCUGCGCGCGCGCGCCUGGUGCGGGGGCCCGGGGGGCGCAGGGCGCCCCUAUUUGGCAGAGGCUGCCGAAGUCAGCAGCUGCGGCGCCCGCGACGGGCCCGUGCACUCGACGGUCCCCCCUCAGCUUGGUCGGACGGGUGUCUCGAAUUAGUUGUUUUUUGUUGAAUGCAGGCUUGGUCGAUCAGGCGGGCCCUCCCGCGAUCAAGCCGCUGCGCCCACGGGCAGGCGGCUGAGGCCCAGCCGACCCUGGACAGAUGGUGUGCGCUGGUGGCCUGUUUUUGUUGCGUUGCGCGGGCCUUGCGGCACCGCGAAGGCAUUACACGCAAGACGUAGUUACUCAAAGACCCUCUCGCUGUACAGUCCCCGAGAGAAAGAGCAAAC